UGAUAACCCCGUCAAUCGAUGCUGUUGGCAAUAUCGUCUGCCACACAAACAGACAAACAUAGGAGCGAAUAUCAAGCUAUAAUAGCUGUCUUUUGCAUUGGAUUUUAAACUUCACAGUUUUCGGUUACUUUGUUCAGUGUAAAUUCUUUCCCAAAUCUACGACUAAUUUGCCCUGUUCGUGUUUGCUAGGAUAUCACUAUCAUAAACGAUAAAUUCGGAGGAUUCAAUCUAGAAUUGACGGGAGUUGUGUCUGCUUUUAUAAAACGUGCAUUUCGUGUGCCGGGUAUAUUUGUUGGUUGUGAUAGUUUUAUCGUAUUGUCAAAUUCGCCCUGUAAACACACGCCGAUUUGUUAUUUUCCACGGCCGCAUUUUAGCUCAACAUUAAAAAUGGCUGAAGAAUUGGAAACGAUGUUCAAAAGGCUCUCUGAAGCAGAAGAUUGUAAAUCUCUUCUCAAAAAACAUUUGAGUAAAGAGAUAUUCGAAAAGUUGAAAGAAAAGAAAACUACUUUAGGAGGCACAUUAGCUGACUGUAUCCGUUCCGGCUGUGAAAAUUUAGAGAGUGGUGUUGGUAUUUAUGCCUGUGAUCCCGAGGCCUACACGGUUUUUGCUGAUGUAUUAGACCUGGUCAUCAAAGAUUACCACAAAAUUCCUGACAAUAAAGCCAUCAAACAUCCUGCCGCUGAUUUUGGUGAUUUGGAAAAAUUGAAAUUUGAAGAUCUCGAUCCCGAAGGAAAAUUUGUUGUAUCCACCAGGGUUCGCGUUGGCCGAUCUCACCAAGAAUAUGGCUUCCCACCAAUUCUCACCAAGGAGCAACGCGAAGAUAUGGAGAAGAAAACUGUUGAAGCAUUUGAAGGUUUACCAGAGGCUUUAAAAGGCAAAUAUCAUCCUCUUGAUGGCAUGGACGGCGACACACAAAAACAGCUUACUGAAGAUCAUUUCUUAUUCAAUGACCAUGAUAGGUUCUUGAGAUCCGCAGGAGGAUAUAAUGACUGGCCUACAGGACGUGGUAUCUAUUUUAAUGAAGAGAAGAACUUUUUAGUUUGGGUCAAUGAAGAAGAUCAUCUUAGAAUUAUUUCUAUGCAGAAAGGAGGAGACUUGGGGGCUGUUUACAAACGUCUAGUCACGGCUAUUAGAAGUUUGGAACAAAAGUUAACCUUCGCCAGGAACGACCGUUUAGGAUUUUUAACUUUCUGUCCUACCAACUUGGGUACCACUUUAAGAGCUAGUGUCCAUGUUAAGAUACCUAACCUAGCAGGACAGUCUAACUUUAAAGACGUGUGUGAUAAAUAUAACCUACAAGCUAGAGGUAUCCAUGGGGAACACACAGAAAGUGUUGGAGGUGUUUAUGAUGUAUCUAAUAAAAGACGUCUUGGUUUAAGUGAAUUACAAGCAGUAACAGAGAUGUAUAAUGGUGUUAAAGAGAUUAUUAAAUUAGAACGGGAACUAUCAUGGAAACCUGAAUCUAUUGAAGAUAUGUUUGACCAUGUCUCUAAGGCUAAACACUGUAAAUCAUUAAUGAAGAAAUAUUUUACAAAGGAUGUUCUUGAAAAAUUGAAAGACAAGAAGACGAGUCAUGGCGCCACCUUGAUGGACUGUAUUAAUUCAGGUGUAAUGAAUUUGGACAGUGGUGUUGGAAUCUAUGCUGCUGACCCCGAGUCGUAUACAGUAUUUGCUGAUAUCUUCGAUCCCGUUAUUAAAGAUUAUCACAAUAUGAAACCUAGCGAUACUUUAGCUCACCCUGCUUUCGAUCUGGGAGAUGUUGAAAACCUUCCCUUUCCCGAUCUUGAUCCCGAGGGAGAACUCAUCGUAUCUACUAGAAUUCGAGUUGGCAGAAGUCACAGUGAAUACGCUUUCCCGCCAGUUUUAACAGCCGAGGAUCGUGUCAAGAUGGAAGAAAAAACAGUUGCUGCAUUAAACAGUCUAACGGGAGAAUUAAAGGGAACUUAUCAUCCUCUUAAGGGAAUGACAAAAGAAAUGCAAGAUCAAUUAACAGCUGAUCACUUCCUGUUUAAUGAUCAUGACAGAUUUUUGAAAGCUGCUGGAGGAUAUAAUGACUGGCCUACAGGACGUGGUAUCUAUUUUAAUUCAGAGAAGAACUUUUUAGUUUGGGUCAAUGAAGAAGAUCAUCUUAGAAUUAUUUCUAUGCAGAAAGGAGGGGACUUGGGUACCGUUUACAAACGCCUAGUCACGGCCAUCAAAGAAUUAGGUGAAAAAUUGACCUUUUCCCGAGAUGAUCGCCUGGGCUUUUUGACCUUCUGUCCAAGUAAUUUGGGAACUACCCUCCGUGCAAGCGUACAUAUCAAAAUCCCCCAUCUAGCUGCCAAAAAAGACUUUAAAAAUAUCUGUAGUAAGCUCAAGUUACAGGCAAGAGGUAUUGAUGGUGAGCAUACAGAAAGUGUUGGUGGAGUUUACGACAUUUCAAACAAAAGACGUCUCGGUUUGUCGGAAAUUGAUGCUGUGAAGGAGAUGUACCAUGGUGUUCAAGAAAUCAUUCGUAUGGAAAAAGAUCUUGCGGCCGGCAAGGGAACCAAGUCAUCAUCAUGCGUCGUAUUGUAACAGGGCCGAUAACUCUUGUUUUGCUCAGCUUUAAAUUCAUAAUUUAUUUUAUUACAAAAUGGAAAAAUAUCAUAACAUCCGGAUAGGGAAUCGUCUAUUUGUUCACUUUUAUACCUUUCGAACUUCAAUUUGUUUUUAAAAAAAUAAAUUUAAACAAACAGUGAUUAAUUAAUUGUAUGACUUGAGGGAUGGCAAAUCAUACCAAGUAACCUUUAUAAUUUUGUUACCCGAAUACAAUGCCCUGUCCAAGAUACAUUUUCUUAUUAAAAAUAAUUUAUUAGUUUUGAUUGAGUCAAAUUGGUAUUUAUGCGGUACAGUCUGUAUCACCCUAAUACAUUAUUAUUGUUCGGUAUUGUCACUGUCUAUAUAUAAUAUUGUGUUUUUGAAUGAAAUUAAUCAAAUGAUAUAUAAAAUUAUAUGUACAAUAUACAUGUAAUGUGGAGGUAAUUGUCUCAUGAUCAACUUUAUGUACACAUAAUACUGUAGUAGAUCUACCGAUGUUGCUUUCUCAGUGUAAUUAAGUGCCAAAUUGUUUGUUCAGCUGUACUAAUAGAUUAGGAAGUGUUUAAGAGGCGCCAUCAGGUUUUCCCCUCUUUGAAAGAGUUGAUAGUACACCCUAAAACAUUUUCGAUAAAACUAAUUACCGUUCAGCAUUUGAAAAAACGUUCAGCAUUUGAAAGGCGUUCAGCCUUUGAAAUGACGUUCAGCAUUUGAAAAGACGUUCAACAUUUAAAAUUUGAAAUGACGUUCAGCAUUUGAAAAGACGGUUCAGCAUUAGAAUGACGUUCAGCAUUUGAAAGACGGACAUUUUUAAUUUAGGGGAUUCGGUGUGGGGAAAAUGAUUUAAAGUACGGAAUGAUUGAAAACUAUCGAAUGUUGGACCAAUAUUAUAGUUGAAAUUUGAUUUUGAUUGUGGUGAGUUGCUUUUUACUAAUAAUUACUGAAUAAAAAAUGCACUGUUUCAAUAUGUGACUACUUGAAUUAUGAAAUCUGUAGGCUUUGGGUGGAUAAUGUUUCUAUAUGGAGUUUGUAUAUAGAUAUUAUAUUGUGUAUAUCUACAUUAGGUAUUAAUUUCUAUUAAAGAUUAAAAUACAAACUGUAGUUUAUAUAAUUGUAUAUAGAUAUAUUGCACAGUUCUUGGUGGGAUAUAUAAAAUUAUUAUAGUUUAUUUAUAUUUAUUAUAUGUGUGGUAAUUAUUAUAAUUAUUGUCUACAAUAUAUGUAUGUCUAUAUAUUUAUAAUCUUUUGAAAAAAUUUAAAAAAUGGUACAUGAAAGACCCGUAUAACCCUGAAAGUUCUUUUAUUUUCGGAUAAGUUAAUCGUUUGUAUAAUCCCUCUAAAAAGUUUUAUGGCAGUUAACCUAUAUGAUUAAUUUAUAGUUAAGAAUUUGAAGUCAAAAAUGAAUUUGAUCAUUAUAAAAGUAUUAGAAUAUUAAUAGAAUUUGUAUGUUUUAUAUACACCAAGGUAUUAUGACCAUAUUUGAUAAGACCCGUAUAAACCUUCAAGUUGUAUUUUCGGAUAAGUUAAUUCUUUGUAUGGCAUCCCUAUGGAAUCUUAAUCCCUCUAAAAAAAUUAUGACAGUUAAAAUAUUUGAUUAAAUUAUUAUUAAGAAUUUGAAGUCAAAAUUGAAUUUGAUCAUUAUAAAAGUAUUAGAAUAUUAAUAAAAUUUGUAUGUUAUAUACAUCAAGGUAUUAUAAUCAUAUUUGAUAAUAUUUAAUAUGCAUAUAGUUAUGCAAUUUUUGAAUGUAUGUUAAUGUUAUAAUGAUUUUGUUAACAUAAUUUAUUUGUGUUUGAUACGCAUGCCAGUCAUAACAGUUAUUAAACAUUUUCAAUUUUUA
Messenger RNA from Patella vulgata (common limpet), 4393 nucleotides. RefSeq names its product taurocyamine kinase. The coding region runs from base 388 to 2556 and encodes 722 amino acids. Gene Ontology annotation, biological process: phosphocreatine biosynthetic process. The record is from RefSeq and is a predicted model, not a curated record. Lineage: Eukaryota; Metazoa; Mollusca; Gastropoda; Patellidae. The transcript is spliced from 12 exons. Gene Ontology annotation, molecular function: creatine kinase activity.